This is a messenger RNA of Hippopotamus amphibius kiboko, 4484 nucleotides long. It is a transcript of the gene POLK, whose product is annotated as DNA polymerase kappa. NCBI's taxonomy places the organism in Eukaryota, Metazoa, Chordata, Mammalia, Artiodactyla, Hippopotamidae. The record is from RefSeq and is a predicted model, not a curated record. Gene Ontology annotation, cellular component: nucleus. The transcript has 15 exons. Bases 223 to 2856 code for a protein of 877 amino acids. Gene Ontology annotation, molecular function: DNA-directed DNA polymerase activity; damaged DNA binding. Gene Ontology annotation, biological process: error-prone translesion synthesis.
CCUCCUCCCAGCGUCUGACGCGACACGCCGAGGAUCGGAGUCCCCUCCCGCAACCUACCUCUGGCCCUCCCGGGUGACGCCGGGUAGAAAAGUAGGAGGAGCGGAGAAAGGAGAAGGAGGGAUGCCGACGCCUCUGCAGUGCAUUCUGGGGAGGGCGCUGCUCCGUACGCCGCGUAGCCUCCUGGGAGUUGUAGUCGCGGUCCUGAGACAACUGUUUACACCAUGGAUAGCACAAAGGAGAAGAAUGACAGCACAAAUGAGAAGAAUGACAAUUACAGAGAUGAUCUCAUGCUUGGGAUGGGACUUAAUGAUAAUAAAGCCGGAAUGGAAGGAUUAGAUAAAGAGAAAAUUAACAGAAUUAUAAUGGAUGCCACAAAGGGGUCCAAAUUUUAUGGAUAUGAGCUCAAGAAAGAAAAGCAAAUCAACCAACGAAUUGAACAUAUGAUGCAACAAAAAGCUCAAAUUACCAGCCAGCAGCUAAGGAAAGCACAAUUACAGGUUGACAUGUUUGCAAUGGAGUUGGAACAGACCCGGGAUCUGAACAAUACCAUAGUGCACAUUGACAUGGAUGCUUUCUAUGCGGCUGUAGAAAUGAGGGACAAUCCAGAACUGAAGCAUAAACCCAUUGCUGUAGGAUCAUGGAGUAUGUUGACUACUUCGAAUUACCAUGCGAGGAGAUUUGGUGUUCGUGCAGCCAUGCCAGGAUUUAUUGCAAAAAGACUCUGCCCACAACUUAUUAUAGUGCCCCCAAACUUUGACAAAUACCGAGCUGUGAGUAGGGAGGUUAAGGAAAUACUUGCUGAUUAUGAUCCCGAUUUUAUGGCCAUGAGUCUUGAUGAAGCCUACCUGAAUAUAACAAAGCAUUUAGAGGAAAGACAAAAUUGGCCUGAGGACAAAAGGAAGUAUUUCAUCAGAACAGGGAACUCUGUAGAAAAUGAUAAACCAGGAAAGGAAGUUAAGAAACUACAUGAGCAGAAAGGAUCCAUCUCUCCACUACUUUUUGAAGAUAGUCCUCCUGAUUUGCAGCCCCCAGGAAAUCCUUUCCAAGUGAACUUUGAAGAACCGAAUAAUCCUCAAAUACUCCAAAACUCAAUUGUUUUUGGAACAUCAGCUGAGGAAGUGGUAAAGGAAAUUCGUUUCAGAAUUGAGCAAAAAACUACACUGACAGCCAGUGCAGGCAUUGCACCAAAUACAAUGUUAGCAAAAGUAUGCAGUGAUAAGAAUAAACCAAAUGGACAAUACCAAAUUCUCCCUAAUAGGCAAGCUGUGAUGGACUUCAUCAAGGACCUACCCAUUAGAAAGGUUUCUGGAAUAGGAAAAGUUACAGAGAAACUGUUAAAGGCCCUUGGAAUUAUUACUUGUACAGAACUCUACCAACAGAGGGCAUUACUUUCUCUCCUUUUCCCUGAAACAUCUUGGCAUUAUUUUGUUCAUAUUUCCCUGGGUCUAGGUUCAACACACCUGGCAAGGGAUGGAGGGAGGAAAAGCAUGAGUGUUGAGAGGACAUUCAGUGAGAUGAGUAAAGCAGAAGAACAGUACAGCUUGUGUCAAGAACUUUGCAGUGAACUUGCUCAAGAUCUGCAGAAAGAAGGACUUAAGUGUAGAACUGUUACCAUUAAACUGAAGAAUGUGAAUUUUGAAGUAAAAACUCGUGCAUCUACAGUUUCAUCUGUUGUUUCUACUGCAGAAGAAAUAUUUGCUAUUGCUAAAGAAUUGCUGAGAACAGAAAUUGAUGCUGAUUUUCCACAUCCCUUGAGAUUAAGACUUAUGGGGGUGCGGCUAUCUAGUUUUCCCAAUGAAGAGGAGAAAAAAAACCAACAAAGGAGCAUUAUUGGCUUCUUACAGCCUGGAAACCAAGCCCUGUCAGCCACCGGGUGUAUACCAGAGAAAACUGACCAAGAUCAGUUUCUAAAACCUCUAGAAAUGUCUCCUAAGAAGAGUUUCUUUGAUAAAAAACGAUCUGAAAGGAAAUGGAACCACCAAGACACGUUUAAAUGUGAAACUGUAGAUAAGCAAAGUUUACAGACAUCACAAUCAUUCCAAGUUUUAAAGAAGAUGAGUGAGAAUUUAGAAACAUUGGAGAAUUCAGAUAACUGUCAGAUAUUUACCUGUCCUAUUUGCUUUAGGGAGCAAGGAAGCAUCAGUCUGGAAGCCUUUAAUAAACAUGUAGAUGCAUGUCUUGAUGGACCUUCCAUCAGCGGAAACUCUAAAAUGUCCUCACAUUCACAUGCUUCCUCUACAGAAGUGAACAAGAAAGCAAAUGCGCAUGAUUCUAUUUCUCUCUGUGAGAAGCAGGAUUAUGAAACCCAUCAGAAGAAUACAGAGAUCAUGUCAGUAGAUUAUGUAGGGCUGGUAGAGACCACCGGUAACCCAUCAAAUACAGAAGGUGUAGAUGCUUUAAGCAAUAAGCACAGUGAAGGGGAAUGUUCUGGUCUUCCAAGCAAAUCAUUUAAUAUGGAACACUGUCCUCAGAAUUCGUAUACAGUUUCAUUGGAAAAUGAAGAUGUUGGGUCAUUAAGAAGGCAAGAACCACCGCAACCUUAUUUAUAUGAAGUGAUCAGUGACCAAGUGCUAGUUUGUCCUGUUUGUAAUCUAGAACAGAACACUUCUGAUCUUACGCUAUUCAAUGUGCAUGUAGAUGUUUGCUUAAAUAAAGGCAUUAUCCAGGAACUGAGAAAGGAUGGGGUUAAUCCAGUUAACCAACCCAAAGAAAGCACCAAAAGUACUGAUAACUCAGGCAAAAUAGAGAAGAUUGGAACAAAAGCAAAAAGGCCAGGAUUGAUGACAAAGUCCUCAGCAUCAAAGAAAACAAAACCAAACAAUCCCAGACACACCCUUGAUAUAUUUUUUAAAUGAAUGUUGAACAUUUUAUCAUUAAUUUUUUUUUUUUUUUUUUUUUUUUUUUUUUGGCACACGGGCUUGCUUAGUUGCUCCGCGGCAUGUGGGAUCUUCCUGGAGCUGGGAUCGAACCAGUGACCUCUGCAUUGGCAGGCGGAUUCUUAACCACUGCGCCACCUAGGAAGCCCCUAUCAUUAAUUUUUGAUUGAAACUUGUUAUUUUAUAAUCAAUGAAUGUAUUCUUCCUCAUUUCGGGCUUAUAGAUUCAUUUAGUAAAAGGCAAGUGCAAUAAGCCCUCCCUAAAUGACAUUCCUUUAUAUGAAUUUGGAAUGUAUACUAAUUUACUUCUGUAUCCUUUUUUGAUAACAAUGAGAAUUUCACUUCCAUUAUACUUCAAUUGGAAAUCAGAGAUAAUUUUAAAAUGAGAAGUUAAGAGUGGGAUCAGGAAGUGAUUUCUUUCUUUAUUAUAUUUUAUAGUGAAUAUAAAAACAUUUAUAAGGGCUCUCCGGUUCAGAUAAACCUUUUUUAGCAUGAGAAUUUUUUAGCACUUAACCAUUUCGUUGGCACUGGACUGCUAUGUUUGAUUUUAGUAUCUUCUACAGCUUUGUAUACUUAUAUUUUAGCUCCUAGUAUCUUCAGAUACCUCAUGAGCAUUCAUAAUUAAUAUUUAUCAUAAGUUCUAUGAAGAGUAUUAUCUUAGCAGAACUAGCAUGAGUGGGUUUGUUACCUUCCGGAAAAUAAUAUGACAGUAUUAUUUUCUGUGUUAAAAGAUUUUUUUUGUUUAAAAUAUGAUUAUUCAUUUGAUUUUUUUUUUUUUAGUUUAAAAUUUCUUUAAUGAAUAAGCACUUGGUUCACUUUAAAAAAUAUUUAGUCUAAGAUUCAAAGUAAUUAUUUUCUUAUCUGGGACUUUUAAGUGGCAGUAUUUCAUUUCUUGGCAGUUAUGUUUGUACUUUACACAAAUCUGUAAGAAAGGAUAAAUUGUACACUCACUUUAUUAUGAUCUUCUAGAGAAGAAUGUACAAUUCAAAAGAUUGUGUGUUAAAACACCUCAUUUAUCUUAGUUAUAUUUCUAUCAUGUUUUUAUUAAUAUUCAUGAAAGAAAACAACUUAACAGUAGUUAGCUUAAGUAGUUGCUCCAAAUAUUUUUGUGCUAUCAAUAGGAGCUUUUAUCAAAAAACAAUUAUUUAAUUGAAACAUGAAGAUGGAACGAUUUUCUAUUACUCCUUUAAGGAACUGAAUCUUUUGUUCUUAUGUUUUUGUUUUUCCUUUUCAUAUUUUAUUGUUCAUUACAUAAAUGUGUAAAGACAUAAUGUUUUAGGAAUAGCGUAAAUUAGGAUCUUGCACAACCUUUGGCCAAAGUGGUAAUUUGACUUUAGAUUACUGUAUAGUUUAAAAUUAAACUUAGUGUUUAUCAGUAUACCAAUUUCAUGCCUAGUAUUAUUGUACGCUAUGGUGAAUACUUAGCUGUAGAGCUAUGGUUCUUGAUUGUGUGAUUUACUUAUAUUAAUUCUUUACAAAAUUAAGUUCAAUGAAGCACUAAUUUAAUGUAUUGGAAAGUAGAUAGCACUGUGUUUGUCCUUUUCUAUCUUGUUUAAAGUUUAUUUUUAUUGUGUUUUCAACAUGAGAGUAAAUACUAAAUUAUUUUCA